AAAAUCUAGGGGGAGGUAAUCAACCGGGCCGCUUACCGGUUCAACAGGUUUUUCGGUUAUCGGUAUAAAAUCCACUACACAGCCUCUGAGGACCCCUAACGGUUGGCAGUCGGUAAAUCGACUAACCGGUUAGCAAUUAGUAAACCAGUUACACGUUUAGAACUCCUUCUUCCACCUUUCUCAAUCCUUGUAGUUUUGUUUCUCCGCCCCAGAACUCCUUCUUCCACCUUUCUAUCCCAAAACCUUAUGAUGACGAGAGGGCUCUCGCUCAGCCUGUCCGACGAAGAAGAUUACGACAACUGCUUUUCCCCCUCCUCCGCCGACAAUGGUGAGCGACAGCUGGGUAAGGUGGGGGUUGAAGCUGAUAAGAGAGAGCUGACUGUGCGAGAGAGGCAAGGUUUUUGGAGAGGCAUAGCAUGGAUUGGGAUUCAGUGGUGGCCGAUGGGGCUUCCACCUACGGCGAGCAGUGGCGCCCCCUCUCUUUUGGAGUGUGGUGGGCGGACUGGUGAGUGGUAGUCGCGGCCUCACAACAGAGAAGAGAAGACGGAGGCGUGAAAUUAGCAUCAGGGUUGUUAUCUUUAGUCUGUUGUUUUGUUCAAUAUGGCGGUUACCAGCAAACCGAAUAACCGACGAUAAUUAAUAAGGGGACAUGCCAUAUACCGAUUAUUAAUUGAUCGCUACCCGCUUACCGUAACCGCCGGUCACGAGUUCGAUAACUGGUUACACCGUCAAUCGAAUUACCAACUACCACCUCUACUAAAAGCUGAAGUAUCAC
Linum trigynum is the source of this 775-nucleotide messenger RNA. The record is from the annotation of a GenBank genome assembly. Lineage: Eukaryota; Viridiplantae; Streptophyta; Magnoliopsida; Malpighiales; Linaceae.